AAAUCGCCGACUUUUACCUUAUCAAGGCCACUAUGGGGUUUAUCAAAUGUCAAAAUUGCAUUUUUUUUUAUCUUUUCUCUUUUUCUUCAAAUUAUACUAGUCACUACUAAAGUAAUAUGUCGAUUGACACGAGCAAAUUGAAAGAAUUAUUCAACUACAAGCAAGAGGAAAACCAGCUCAAGGGCAAAAUUAUUAACGUCGUCAACCAGAUACCCUAUCACUGCUUCAUGAAUAGAGCAGAUGCGGAUGAGAGCAUUAUCGAGAAAUUGAGGCUGGCUGUCAAUAAUGCAGACCCUGAUGAUAAUGGUAGUAUGAAUGUUACGCCUAUUUCCAACCUUGAACGUAGAAGACGCUCGACUGUUGUAUCUCUCGGUCAAACAAAUAUUUGGCAACUUUCUACUAGAAAGGGCCACUCGGCCAUGUAUGCUGCUAUUGAUAGUUUGAAGAAGGAUUACCAAACUCUUUACAUUGGUAGUACAGGUGCUGUUUUAACCAUGCCUGAUAAACAAUUCGUUAAGGCAGAGACUAUUUCAGAUAGCGAUAAAGAAUCCUUGAGGCAUCUUUUACAGACAAAACACGGCAUGAUUCCCAUUUUUAUUGAAGAUAAAUUGUCGCAAGGUCAUUAUGAAGGCUACAGUAAGCAAGUUUUAUGGCCACUAAUGCAUUAUUUGAUGUGGUCCGAUAAGGUGGAUGAAGCAUCUUAUUGGGAUUCUUAUAUUAAAGUGAAUCAGAUAUUUGCGAACGAAGUGAUUAGCAAUUACAAGGAAGGGGAUAUAAUUUGGGUACACGAUUAUCAUUUGUUAUUAGUACCAGAAAUGAUUAGAAAGGUCUUGCCGAACGCACCUAUAGGCCUCUUCGUACAUACUCCCUUCCCAUCUUCUGAAAUUUUCAGAUGUCUUCCACGCCGCAAGGAAAUUUUGCAGGGAAUGUUAGGCUCUAGUGUUGUUGCAUUCCAAACAUACAACUACUCGCGUCAUUUUGCUUCCAAUUGUACUCGUAUCUUGGGUUAUGAAUAUACUCCAUCAGGUAUUUUGGCUAAUGGUGUUCUCAUUCAAUUGGAGACCUAUCCUAUCGGUAUUGAUGUUGAACGAACCCGAUAUCACUGCAAACGCCCUGGUGUCAGUCCCAAAGCAAAGGCGAUCAAAGAGCGUUAUGCUGGUAAAAAAAUUAUUGUUGGUCGUGACAAGAUGGAUCCAGUAAAGGGUGUCGUACAAAAAUUGGAAGCUUUUGAGACUUUCUUGACAGACUUCCCCGAAUGGCGCGAUAAAGUGGUACUAAUUCAGGUAACUUCGCCUGGUGUAUUGGACUCCUUAGACUUAGAAAAUAAAACAGCAGAAAUUGUUGCUCGUAUUAAUUCCCGUUUCGGGUCCCUUGAGUUCACACCUUGUAACGUUUUCAACCAACAUAUCGAUCGUGACGAAUACUACGCUUUAUUGGAAGUAGCUGAUAUUUGUCUUGUCACACCGAUCAAUGACGGCAUGAACACUGCCAGUUUUGAGUACAUCGUUGCUCAAGAAAACCAUCAUAGCCCGCUUAUUCUUUCAGAAUUCACAGGUACUGCUAGAAGUAUGGGCUCGGCUGUUAUUGUCAAUCCAUGGGACUGCAAAGAAGUUGCUCGCGCCAUUGCAGAGUGCUUGAAUUUGUCUGAAGAAGAAAAGACACUGAAAUACAAGCAACUUCAUCAAUUCGUAACAUCUCACACUGCUGCUUACUGGGCAAGGUCUCUUGUCAAAGGCUUAUUGAAGAGCCCUACGAAUGGAUUUGGUUCGACAACACAACUUGACAUUUCUAGAGUUAAUUUAGAAUACAAGAACAAUACAAAGAGGGCCUUCUUCUUCGAUUACGAUGGUACUUUGGUUCCUAUUCAGACAAAUCCUGAUGAUGCAAAACCUUCUCAAGAUGUAAUUGACGUGCUAACGCAUCUUUCCAGUGAUCCUAAUAACACUGUCUGGGUUAUUUCUGGCAGAACACAGAAAUAUUUGGAAGACUGGUUAGGUCAUAUUCCUAACCUGGGCUUAUCCAGCGAGCAUGGAUGCUUUAUUAGAGAGCCUAAUAGUAACACUUGGGUUAGUCUCAUGGAUGAUAUGGAUAUGUCAUGGCAAGAUGAUGUGAAGGAAAUUUUUGAAUAUUACACAGAGCGUACACCGGGAAGUUUUAUUGAAGAAAAACGUUGCUCUUUAACAUGGCACUAUCGUAAAGCUGAUCCGAAAUACGGGGCUUUCCAAGCAAGAGAAUUGCAGAACCAUCUGGAACAAAACGUAGUUGGUAAAUUACCUGUUGAAUGCUUGGUUGGUAAAAUGAACGUCGAAGUCCGACCCAUGCUUAUCAAUAAGGGGUUGAUUAUCAAACGCGUGAUGACACAACAUUCAAGUACUGAAUUCGUUCUAUGUGCGGGUGAUGACAGAACAGAUGAAGACAUGUUCCGUAUUCUGGAGAGAUUAGAGAUUGGAGGCAUCGAGGUUGUUCCUUUCACUGUCGUUGUUGGCUCAGUUCAAAGGAAAACACUGGCCAACUGGAAGGUGGAUUCGAGUAAAGAAUUUGUUUCCAUGUUACAAAGCUUGUGUAAUCAAUAGAAAAAGGAUAAAUUCAUUUCUUUUGUAACAAUUGCAAUUUUAAAAGCCUAAAGUUGUAUAAAAAUAAACACCAUUUUUAU
Messenger RNA from Mycotypha africana, 2653 nucleotides. RefSeq names its product glycosyltransferase family 20-domain-containing protein. The transcript is spliced from 8 exons. Gene Ontology annotation, cellular component: alpha,alpha-trehalose-phosphate synthase complex (UDP-forming); cytosol. NCBI's taxonomy places the organism in Eukaryota, Fungi, Mucoromycota, Mucoromycetes, Mucorales, Mycotyphaceae. Gene Ontology annotation, biological process: trehalose biosynthetic process. Bases 117 to 2573 code for a protein of 818 amino acids. Gene Ontology annotation, molecular function: catalytic activity. The record is from RefSeq and is a predicted model, not a curated record.